GCCGGCCGGGAGGGAGGGAGGCGGUGGGCGCGCGCUCUGGGCCCGGCAGGCGAGCGUCUCGCGGCCGGUCUGGAGUCGCGUGCCAGGCUUGAGCCAUGGUGCAGCUGCAACAGCAGCAGCAAGAGCAAGAGCAGCAGCCUGGGCGAUCGCGGAGGAAGAGGCGGUUGCCCGGGCUGUGAGCAUCGGGGGGUACCUCCACCAUCCGGGAUGGAGAGUCUGCCCCGGGCUCUGGGUUGCCUCCUCCUCUUGCUGCUGCUCCCGCCACCGCCGGCAUUGUCAGCCCUUGGGGAUCGCCCCUUGCAAGUGCUGCACGGAUGCCUGUUUGAUAGAAGACUUUGCUCCCAAGAAGAAGUCUGUGUGCAAGAUGGAUUAUUUGGUCAAUGCCAGGAAAGUUCGCAGCAAGACCGGCCUUACUUCCAGGUCUCCGCAGCUGUGCUCCAACGUCUGCAGGAUGUCCUCCAACAUCUUAUGGCACAAGGAUUGUCGUGGCAAGAUGGCCUUACCCAGUACGUGAUCUCCCGGGAAAUGGAGCGCAUACCUAAGCUUCACCUCUCAACCACAUGGGAGUCGGUGGCUGAGAACAGGCUUCCAUCCACGUAUCCAGCUCCCAGAAGAACGUCUUUGCCAUCUGAGCCUGCUUCCCUCCAGACAGCUCACCAGCCCCCUCUCCCCCCUGCCCUCCUGCAGCGAUACUUGGAACUGUUGCUGGCCUCACAGCCUGAGCUGGGUUACAAGGACACAUUCCUCUCUUCCUACCCUCAUCACCAGUUCAGCUACACAGAUGGUAUGUUCCAGGACCGUCCCAGCAUUCACAACUCAGAGUCUCCCCUCCUUCUGGAUCGAGCUGCUGCUUCCAAGGCUCUCUUUGGGGCCAGCACUGCCCCUUCGUACAGGGGGCAGCAGGGACUGGAUGGAGGUCAGCUGUUCCAAGACUUGGGAGCGCUGUACUUGACCCAGGAGCAGGCUGGAAAAUCCAGGCCCAGGGGCCAGCACAGGCAAAGUUCCAGAAACAGCGGGGUCCUUCGGGACUAUGGUGAAAACUCUGAAGCUGGAGGAGAGUCCCAGGCACACCUGGAAGAUCCAGACAAAGCUGUACAGAGGUUGAUGGCAGUGCUUGCUAGCUAUGGGAUCAAACCACAGGACAUGCUCCGAUUCCUACAGUAUCCAGCUGCUGGGCUUGGACCAGAGGCCCUGGAGUCUAAGCGGGCGACAGAAGCUGAAAUGCAACAUGGGGAGAAGUUGGAGUUGCCACCUUUGCAGGGGACCCACAUUAGUGCUUUUCCCACAGAGGGACAACUUCUGGCCCAGAGGGAGACACUUGGUCCAACUGAGGUCAGAACAGCAGUGACAACAGCUUCCCCAGGAAACUCUGACCCACUGCAUCCUGCCAAGGACGACACAAGCAGCCCUGUGGAGCAGGUUGUGGUGAAGAAAAGCCACACUGCAUAUGGGGGACCUAGCAGGGAGGACCAGCGGACAGACAUGGCAUUGGCUUCAGAGGAAUACGGCUACAUCGUCACCGACCAGAAACCAUUGGGACUUGCUGCUGGUAUCAGGCUCCUGGAGAUCCUAGCAGAACAUGUACAUUUGUCUACUGCCAGCUUCAUCAACAUCAGUGUUGUGGGCCCGGCCCUCACUUUCCGCAUCCGUCAAAACCACCAAAACCUGUCUCUGGGUGAUGUGGCCAACAGGGCUGCACUGGUGAAGCCACAGCUGGAAACAGAGGUGGGAGUGAAGAUCGUGCAGAUGGGCGUUGGACAGCGCAAUGAGGCGGCAACCUACCCACACCCAACACACUUUGGGGACACCUUUCGCUCUGUGCUGCUGACCUUUGUGUUACUGGCCUGUGUCGCUGGUGUUGUUAUUGCUGCUGUGGUGGUCUUCUGCCUGCGCCAACACGCCAAGCAACGAGAGAAAGAGCGGAUGGCAGGACUGGGCCCUGAGGGAGCUGCUGACAGUACCUUUGAGUACCAGGAGCUCUGCCGGCAACAUAUGGCUGCCAAGUCACUCUUUGGUCGGGCAGAAGCCCCGCCGCCCACUGCCCCAGCCGAGAACUCUCGUGUCAGCAGCGUCUCCUCCCAGUUCAGCGAUGCACCGCAGGCCAGUCCAAGCUCCCACAGCAGCACACCGUCCUGGUGUGAGGAGCCCGUCCAAUCCAACAUGGAUAUCUCCACUGGUCACAUGAUCCUGGCAUACAUGGAAGACCACCUACGCAACCGCGAUCGGCUAGCCAAGGAGUGGCAAGCAUUGUGCGCAUACCAGGCUGAGCCGAGUUCCUGUGAUGCUGCCCAGUGUGAAGCCAAUAUCAAGAAAAACCGCAACCCCGAUUAUGUGCCCUAUGACCAUGCCCGCAUCAAACUGAAAGCAGAGAGCAACCCAUCCCGGAGUGACUUCAUUAAUGCCAGUCCUAUUAUUGACCAUGAUCCACGGAUGCCAGCAUACCUUGCCACUCAGGGGCCCUUGUCCCACACCAUUGCUGAUUUCUGGCAGAUGGUGUGGGAAAAUGGCUGCACAGUCAUUGUAAUGCUGAGUCCCCUGGUAGAGGACGGCGUUAAACAGUGCGACCGUUAUUGGCCAGAUGAAGGAUCUUCACUCUACCACAUCUAUGAGGUGAACCUGGUCUCAGAACACAUCUGGUGUGAGGAUUUCCUGGUUCGCAGCUUCUACCUGAAGAAUGUGCAGUCUCAGGAGACCCGGACUCUGACACAGUUCCACUUCCUGAGCUGGCCAGCCGAAGGCAUCCCCACCACCACACGGCCCCUUCUAGACUUCCGCAGAAAAGUGAACAAGUGCUACCGAGGUCGUUCAUGCCCAAUCGUGGUGCACUGCAGUGAUGGUGCAGGAAGGACUGGGACAUACAUCCUUAUUGACAUGGUUCUGAACCGAAUGGCCAAAGGCGUGAAGGAAAUAGAUAUUGCAGCCACACUGGAGCAUGUGCGUGAUCAGCGGCCUGGCAUGGUGCAAACUAAGGACCAGUUUGAGUUUGCGCUGACAGCCGUUGCGGAGGAGGUGAAUGCCAUCCUGAAGGCGCUGCCACAAUGAUGCCCUACCCAGCGUACUCUAGCUUGGUGACGCCCCAACCUGACCCCUUGCCUCUGCUGUGCCAUGUCCUUGCCCCCAGGGUGUUUUCCCUCCAUUAAAGUCUAUCUCCACAUUGUCAACUGUGGCUGCAUCUAUUACCUGUGGAGAUGCUGGCCCCUUGCUUUCUCACCCAGCUGGGUCCUGUCAAUCUGAUGUUCUCCUCCCGCCCCUACCCACAUCUCUCUUGGCUUUGGUUGAUGCAAAGUGAGGUCCUACUUUGCAACCCAACAGAUUAGUCAGCUGUCUUGUAAACUUACACUUGAUCCCCUGUAAACAAGCACAGGGGCUGAAAUUCCAGACACAACUUCCUACCUUUUAAGCCCAUUGUCUCAAGUAGGGAAAUGUGUCCCUCCAGAUCUUAGGUGGUGACUCCCGUUAUCUCAUCCCAACGGCUAUGCUACUUGGAAUUGAUUGGAGAUGCAAUCCAACUGCAGGAAGGCCUCUUGUUCACCACCCUUAUACUCAAUCAUACUUUGUGCCCAUGCCAUUUCUGUACUUGCCUGUUUCCACAGUAAGAGGAGUGUGGAUUUGCAUAGCUGUGGUCCCAUAUCCUAUCCCCACUAUAUGGAAGUGGCAGUAUAAGUUUCUAGGCAGCAAGCAGGGAGCCCAUCGUAUUCAGCCACAGGGUUAUACUUCACCCUCUGCUCCACCCUUCGCUGAGGCUACUUUCUGGUCAGCCUGCAAGGCUCUCUGGAGCUGAGCCACAGCAAGGGGCAGGAUCGUCUGGCUUCUCCGCCACCAACGACUCUCUUCUGUUCCCCUUUCAUUCCCUGAAGCCCAGGAGUCAGGUCUCCCCACAGCCACUCUUCUCCUUCCCCAAAGGGUGGUAAGGGACACCACAGCUCUCCCUCCCCAUGUUUGUCUCCCUUCUCUCUCCCCACCCCCAUGUUAACUGCAGUGAGAAGACAUUUCUAGAGAAUCUAAUUUUGUAUUUGAUGUGAAUAAAGUUUGUGUUGUGUUUGUGCAGCUGCA
This is a messenger RNA of Anolis carolinensis (green anole), 4053 nucleotides long. RefSeq names its product protein tyrosine phosphatase receptor type N (gene ptprn). The coding region runs from base 208 to 3042 and encodes 944 amino acids. The transcript has 23 exons. Gene Ontology annotation, cellular component: synapse; secretory granule. The record is from RefSeq and is a predicted model, not a curated record. Gene Ontology annotation, biological process: insulin secretion involved in cellular response to glucose stimulus; regulation of secretion; protein dephosphorylation. Gene Ontology annotation, molecular function: protein tyrosine phosphatase activity. NCBI's taxonomy places the organism in Eukaryota, Metazoa, Chordata, Lepidosauria, Squamata, Anolidae.